AUGAAAGAUAACGAGGUCUUGACCAAUGCCAGAAUCAUCAAGUUAUUCGAACCGUUCACCCUUUCCUCUGUGAUGGUCGUCCGAAUAGCCUGUUCUGAUUUGGCAUUAGAAGGCGAUGUGGCAUUGAAGCUUUUUGAUCCACGCUUUGCAACACAGCUCCGGAAAGAUGAAAAACUUCGUCCCUGGACUUCAGACAUUGAGAGCGAUUAUCAUCAAUUCGUUCUUGAUGGUGGUGCAUCUCAAUUCAUCACUGAGCUCAAUAACAACGGCGACAUAGCACAGCAAGGCGAAACAUGGAAUAGCUCCCAGGACGAAGCCUAUCUUCAUGAUCAUUUAUCCGAUCUGUAUAAAACAGAGGUUCGGGUAUAUGACACCUUGAUGGAUAUGCAAGGAAAUGAUAUCCCUCAACUACUUGCCUGCGUCACAAUUCCAGGCUGUAGUUUGGCGGAAAUACAGCCAGCCAGCCAGUAUAUCGAUGUUUCUGGAAUCCUUUUGGAGUAUAUUGAAGGGUUUCCUUUGACCGAUAUCGCCGACCACACACCAAGAGAGUGCUGGCAAAGCAUCUGCGAAGAAGCUAUACAAAUACUUCAUCGGAUGGGUGAUCAUGGGAUAUUAAACGAGGAUGUCAAGACGAGAAGCUUUAUCGUGAAGGACACGCGGGCGGAAAGUGGAUACAAGGUGGUCAUGAUUGACUUUGCCCUCAGCAAUUUUCGCAAGGAUUAUGCAGAUAACGUUGAUUGGAGUGAAGCGAAGGCAAUACAGGAUGAAGAAGGGGCAGUUGGACUUAUCAUGCAGGACCGCUUGGAGGGUGGAUUUGUUUACCGUCGAUCUAAUCGAUACAAAAAGCCGGCUGAUUAUUACGAAUGA
Messenger RNA from Penicillium mononematosum, 867 nucleotides. RefSeq lists its product as uncharacterized. The record is from RefSeq and is a predicted model, not a curated record. NCBI's taxonomy places the organism in Eukaryota, Fungi, Ascomycota, Eurotiomycetes, Eurotiales, Aspergillaceae. Gene Ontology annotation, biological process: protein phosphorylation. Gene Ontology annotation, molecular function: ATP binding; protein kinase activity. The transcript has a single exon. Bases 1 to 867 code for a protein of 288 amino acids.